Messenger RNA from Cannabis sativa, 1563 nucleotides. Its product is annotated as B-box zinc finger protein 22. Gene Ontology annotation, cellular component: nucleus. The coding region runs from base 192 to 1070 and encodes 292 amino acids. The transcript is spliced from 3 exons. The record is from RefSeq and is a predicted model, not a curated record. Gene Ontology annotation, biological process: regulation of DNA-templated transcription; photomorphogenesis. NCBI's taxonomy places the organism in Eukaryota, Viridiplantae, Streptophyta, Magnoliopsida, Rosales, Cannabaceae. Gene Ontology annotation, molecular function: zinc ion binding.
CAUUUAACUCAUUUUGUACUCGCCCACACUUCCGUGUAAGAAAAUCACGUCCCCGCCCCCCCUUUUUUGCUUUCCUCUCGCUCCUCUUGAUUUUAGAGAGAGAGAGACUACUACUGGAUUCUUCUUCUCUCUUUGUUCAUAAAUUUUCAGACAAGGAAAAAAUUGAAGCAAGUUAGGAUCAAGGGAUUAAUAUGAAGAUACAGUGCAACGUGUGUGAGGCGGCGGAAGCGAACGUGCUGUGCUGCGCCGACGAGGCGGCGCUGUGCUGGGCGUGCGACGAGAAGGUUCACGCCGCCAACAAACUCGCCAGUAAGCACCAGAGGGUUCCUCUUUAUACUUCUUCCUCUGACAUGCCCAAAUGCGAUAUCUGCCAGGAUACAGUUGGAUAUUUCUUUUGUUUAGAGGACCGAGCUUUACUCUGCAGAAAAUGUGAUGUGGCCAUACACACUGCGAAUUCCUUUGUAUCCGGUCACCAGAGGUUCCUGCUCACUGGGGUGAAAGUUGGUCUAGAGGAAACUAAACCUGUUGAGUCCAAGUCAGUUUCUGGGGAAAAAGGCCUUGAAAAAAAACAUUAUCCUGUAUCAAAAAGCGAAACCCAACUCCCACCUGUUGGGGAGUAUAAGGCAUCAACUGUCCAUGUUGGCAGUGGUGUUCAAGAUUUUGCAGCACCGAAGAUGUCAUUUACUGGGGGUUCCACUGCUGGGAGCAUUCCACAGUGGAACAUAGAUGAAUAUAUUGGAUUAACCGACUUCAAUGAGAAUUACGAGUUCUUGGGUAAUGGGGGAUCCUCCAAGGCUGAUAGUGGUAAGCUUGGAGAGUCUGAGUCCCCAAUUUUAAGGGCAGGGGAGGAGGAGCUUGGCGAUGAUGAAUGCUUAGGUCUGGUACCAGAUGCAUCCUGGACUGUGCCACAGAUGCCAUCUCCACCCACUGCUUCAGGAUUGUGCUGGCCUAGAAGUUAUAGUUCAUCAGAUUAUGCUGCGUCUGUCCCCAAUAUGAGCUACUCGCGGCUGCAAAAUACAUCUUUUUCUCAAUCUAAUGGCACAAUUGCAAAGCGUCAGAGGCAAUUCUGAACAUUGCUAAUCGUUCCUUCUGGUGCAGUUUGGCCAUUGUCUUUUUUACUGCUUUUACUCGUGAAAUGAAAGCAAUUGGGAUGGGCAAUAUUCCCCUGUUUUGCAGGAGAUGAGGAUUUGUCGCCUCACUUGCUAUAAGCAUAUUUUUAGGUUCAUGCAUAAGCGCAUACGUUAUUGUCGUUACACUUUUUUUUUUUCCUUUUUUAAUAUAUGUAUUAGUUAUUAUAUCUAUAAUUUCGUUGAUGUAUAUAUGUAGGGUGUCUUAGAUAUAUAUAUACAUCGACAUGUAGUGUAGGUCUUCACUUGGAUAGGAAAGUAUGUUAUUUUCUCAUUCAUUUUAGUGGAGAGAGAUUACUUAUUGCUGCUGUAAUAAAAAUAUAAGAUGAGAGGAGAGGAGUGCUACUCUAUAUCCCAAAAGGUAAUUACCUUUGUAUGUCUAAUUCUGUACAACCAUAUUACAAUAUAAUUAUGGUGGUAACUGGUCUCUGCUGAA